GUUAGCGCGGAGCCAUGGAGGUUUAAUUGCUUCGGCGCCCUGGCUCUUUAAUGGCCACUCCUUCCAACGCCUCCGCUCCGGCUCCCACGCGCUCGCCCUGAGCGCUAGGGUUUGCGCUCGGCGCUCGGCGAGGAGGCGAGGCGGCGGCGGCAGCAGUUUGUGAGGGCCGGAGGUCGUUUGUUGCCGUCGCGUUCUCCGGCAUUGCUGGUUCUCGAGGGGAAGGAGAUGAUGGUGGGCUCUUCCCAGCAGCAGCUGCUGCAGAGGAAGGGGAAGGCCGUGGAUGAGAAGGGCGCCGCCACAGCUGCGGCGGCGGAGAAGGUGGUGGUGGCCGUGAGGGCGGCCACGAGGGAGAUCUCCACGACGGCCAUUGUCUGGGCGCUAACGCACGUCGUGCAGCCCGGCGGAAGCAUCAUACUGCUCGUCGUCAUCCCGGCGCAUACCUCUGGCAGGAAGUUCUGGGGCUUUCCGCUGUUUGCGGGUGAUUGCGCUAGUGGCCAUAAGUCGUCUAUGUUGGAUCAGAAAUAUGAUAUCUCAGAGCAGUGCAAUCAAAUGAUGAAUAAACUUAAUGUGUAUGAUAUAGAGAAGAUAAAUGUGAAAACUAAGCUUGUUUCUGGCUCCCCUUCUGGUGCUGUGGCUGCUGAGUGCAAGCGUGCACAAGCAAGCUGGGUUGUGCUAGACAAGGAGUUGAAGCAUGAAGAGAAGCGUUGUGUAGAGGAGCUUCAGUGCAAUAUUGUUGUCAUGAAGCGUUCUCAGCCUAAAGUCCUCCGCUUGAAUCUUGUGGGAUCUCCUGAUAAAGAGUCUAAAUCAACCUGUACAAUUCCACCUGUGUUGGAUGGUUCUACUGGUAAAACCGCUACUGAUGUUAAGGAGGCACGAAGUUCAACUCGAGGACCGGCUGUAACCCCAAAUAGCAGCCCAGACUUGGAGACGCCUUUUGGAAGUACUGAAGUGGGAACAUCCUCUGUCUCAAGUUCAGAUCCUGGUACAUCUCCAUUUUCUGCUUCUGAAACAAAUGGUUCUCUGAAGAAAGAAGUGCAAACAACAAAGGAUCAAAUUCAGCAUUCAGAUGUCAAUAUUUCUGAUUCUGACAGUGAAUCACUGAGCCCUCCUGCAACUUUCUCGCUUCAGCCAUGGAUGGCCAACAUUCUACAGGGAUCUGCAUCCUCAAGAUCACUUGGAAAAGGUCCAAGGAAAACUCGUACUGCAACUGCGGAUGCUUUACUGGAAAAGAUCUCCAAGCUUGAUCUCCUGAAUGAAAUUAGUGCCAUGAGAUGCAGGUCAGACUUAAACUUCCGUGGAGAUGUUAGGGAUGCUGUCUCAUUGGCAAGGAAUGCGCCUCCUGGACCACCUCCUUUGUGUUCAAUAUGUCAGCACAAGGCUCCUGUUUUUGGAAAGCCUCCUCGGUGGUUUACUUAUGCUGAAUUGGAACUUGCAACUGGUGGUUUCUCCCAAGCAAAUUUCUUAGCUGAAGGUGGAUUUGGGUCUGUUCAUCGAGGUGUCCUUCCUGAUGGCCAGGCAAUUGCUGUUAAGCAACACAAGCUUGCAAGUUCCCAGGGUGAUGUUGAGUUUUGCUCGGAGGUGGAAGUUCUUAGUUGUGCACAACAUCGAAAUGUUGUAAUGCUGAUUGGUUUUUGCGUUGAGGACAAAAGACGUUUAUUAGUUUACGAGUACAUCUGCAAUGGAUCAUUGGAUUCACAUCUUUAUGGACGUAAUAGAGAAACAUUGGAGUGGGCAUCGAGACAAAAGAUUGCAGUUGGUGCUGCUCGUGGGCUGCGGUACCUUCAUGAGGAAUGUAGGGUUGGCUGCAUAAUCCAUCGUGACAUGAGACCAAACAACAUCCUUGUCACACAUGAUUUUGAACCACUGGUUGGAGAUUUUGGCCUGGCACGAUGGCAACCUGAUGGUGACAUGGGUGUUGAAACAAGAGUCAUUGGCACAUUUGGUUAUCUCGCACCCGAAUAUGCGCAGAGUGGGCAAAUAACAGAGAAAGCUGAUGUGUAUUCUUUUGGGGUUGUGUUAGUGGAGCUUGUCACUGGGCGGAAGGCAGUUGACAUUAACCGACCAAAGGGGCAGCAGUUUCUAACUGAAUGGGCACGCCCUUUCUUGGAGUCUUAUGCAAUUGAUGAACUCAUAGACCCGCGUCUGGGGGACCGCUACUGUGAAAAUGAAGUGUAUUGCAUGCUGCACGCGGCAAAUUUGUGCAUAAGACGAGACCCACAUUCAAGGCCUCGCAUGUCCCAUGUUCUUCGCAUACUUGAGGGUGACAUGGUCGUCGAUUCUGGUUCUGUUAUGGCCAGUAGCGAUUCUGGGAGCAGGAGCUGGAGAAUGCUGAACGAACAGCAGCAUUUCCAGGAGUACAGCAGCCCGGGUCAACAAGAUUCGCAAAGAGCUGUUGAUGGGAAACGCUCCUACAAUGCUUUGAGGGCCUCUUGGGACCGAGACAAGCAGAGCAUCUCCAACAGAUAUUAGUGCUACUCCCAUAAUGUAGUGAAAUGGAGAUGUUCAAAUCUGUAUUAUUCCCUGCCCCUACCUCCCUGUCUUUUUUGUUGUUCUUUUGCCUUCACUUCCUAUUCCUAGCAAUGGUAGGCUGAAAGCUUUUGCGGGUACAUUGUGCCGGUGUAUAGUGGAAAUGGUAAUAGGUUACAAGUAUAUUGAGCUCCGAGGCAGCUCUUGUUUUGUGUAUGAUGUUUCGAGGAAAUGCGAUGGCAAAUUGGCCGUAGUUGUAAUGGUUAUUAGUAUUCUCAGUAGCUUGAUCAUAUCCACAAGGCAAUGGUUCUGUAAA
Messenger RNA from Panicum hallii, 2782 nucleotides. RefSeq names its product inactive protein kinase SELMODRAFT_444075-like. The record is from RefSeq and is a predicted model, not a curated record. NCBI's taxonomy places the organism in Eukaryota, Viridiplantae, Streptophyta, Magnoliopsida, Poales, Poaceae. Gene Ontology annotation, molecular function: protein kinase activity; ATP binding. Gene Ontology annotation, biological process: protein phosphorylation. The coding region runs from base 226 to 2469 and encodes 747 amino acids. The transcript is spliced from 10 exons.